UUGAAAAUCUAACCCUUGAUGUAUUUCUAAGUAUCGGUAAAAAUAUUAAGCCAGUGAUUUAAGUAGACGAAUACAUGAUGAGGUAUAUGACCAAAGAGGAUUUAAAAAGAAUUCAUCAUGUCAUAGAAUGUCAACUUUUAUCGAGGUUGUUGGACACACAUUUUCAUGACGGGAUGACGGAAGAGAUAAGAAGACUGUUAAAUAGUUUGUUUUGUAUUGUGCAGUGUGUUUUUAUUGUCAGUAAAGCGUCAACUCCUAUAAUAAUAGUCGGUAAAAACGAAUAUAAUCCAGAUUAUGCAUCCAAACUUGUAAUUGACACACGAAUAUCUGCAAGUGCAACUGUUCUCAAAGUUUACUGGACACGGAACUCAAGCGGAAUCAUAACAACAAUUGAACAUGGUUUCUCUGGCACAGAUGGGAUAACGGUAGAUAAUCCUUCGUUGACUCUUUUAUAUAUUACGGAUCUUGAUAAUGGACUAUAUACAUGUACUGCGGAAAGUUACAGAGGAAUUGGGUUCAGCAAGACUGUCAACGUGACUGUAAAUGGUGGAGUUCCAUAUGUAAAUGCUGUCAAUACAACUUACUCGGUGUUGUAUGGAAACCGUGUAGUACUAAAAUGCGAAAUCACAUCUCUUCCUGGACUGAUUUUUGUUGCAUGGCAAAAGGAAAACAAUGGCUUUGUAACAGUUAUUAAUUCCGGGGCAGUAGGAACAAAAGGAAUACGUAAAUCUGACCCGUCACUAAUCAUUCCUACUACAAGUUUCUACGACUCGGGUAACUACACCUGCUUUGGAUGUAAUAGUGCUGGUAUAGGAAAGAGCAAUCCCAUUUCCUUAAGGAUUUAUGGUGAAGUUCCUUCUGUUAUUACACCAAGCUUGAAAUAUAAUGUAGAAUACGGAGGUGAAGUGACACUCCAAUGUUUUGUCAAAUCACGUGUAACAUUAAAAAACAUAUACUGGGAAAAGUCCUCAAAUGGAUUAAUAAAAGUAAUUAACCAACAAGACACAGGCACCAGAGGAGUUUCGUUAUCAAACCCUUCUUUGACUAUAGUAAAGGUCACACUGGCUGAUAUCGGCGAGUAUACAUGCAUUGCCAGUAAUGCAGUUGGCACUGUCGGGAGUGAUAAAAUAAGUUUGAUAACUAAAGGAGGUUUGCCACAAGUGACUGUUGGCGCCAUUGCUUAUGAAGUUGUUUACGGAAAUAGAAUUACAUUACAAUGUUCAGUGAGCAGUGACCCUGAAGCAAAUCUAGUGUAUUGGCAAAAAACAGUGAAUGGUGUUUUAUCAACACUGAGUCACAAUGCUUUUGGUACAAAUGGAAUGACUCCAAAUAAUCCAUCUCUUACAAUAGAAUCUGCAACAAUGUAUGACUCCGGAGCUUAUCUGUGUUCGGCUGCCAAUACAGUUGGGACCAGUUCAAGUCAAUGGACUAUAUUAUCAGUCACAGGAGCUUUACCUGUGGUAACAACUGAAUUACCAACUUAUGUUGUUGAAUAUGGGGAGAAUAUUACUUUACCUUGUUCAGUUUUAUCUACCCCUCUUCAAACGAAUGUAUACUGGGAGAAAACUGUCGACGACAGAGAUAUCUUUAUUUAUAGUGGAACUCCAGGAACAUAUGGAAUCAGUCUGAACAGUCCAUCAUUAACGAUUGAUUCCGUUGUCGAAUCAGACAAUGGGAAUUAUACAUGCAUAGCCAUUAAUUUUCUAGGGAUCACACAAAGCAUGGCGUCAUCGUUAACUGUUCUUGGUGAGUCUCCUGAAGUGUCUAUAAAUAAAGAAAACUAUACAGUAAACACUGGUUCCUCUGCACUUCUUCAAUGUGAUAUACAAUCAAAUAUGCCAUACCAUCACAUUUAUUGGAAACGAUAUAUAAAUGGAACUACAACAAUGCUUCUUCCUGGAAUGAUAGGUAUCAGUGGUGUAACAACGGAAGAUCCAUUUCUUGGGAUUGAUGAGGUAGAUUUGUCAAUGGCAGGAGAAUAUUCCUGUUACGCUGUAAACAAAGUUGGAACAGGACAAAGCCGUCCAGUUGUACUCAUUGUUACAGCUACUGAUAACUCUACUGACAGUCCAGAUUAUCCAGACGAAUCUAAACCAAACAUGUUAUCAGUUAUACUCAGUGUUACUAUUGGUGUCUGUGUUACAGUAUUCCUUGCUUUAAUGAUAAUUUGUUUCCGGAAACAACUUAGGAACCAACUUGGACGCAGACAAUUAUUGUCCGUGGAAAACAAUCAUGCAAAUUAAUUGAUCGUCACAAAAUAGAACAUGAAGAAUGGAUGCAAAGAAAUUAAAAUAUAAGUUUCAAUUCAUUUAAAAAUGUAGUAUGUAAAUUGUUUUAGUUUAGGAAAAAGACUAGACAAUGAAUAUAUGGUGUACUUUAAUUU
Messenger RNA from Mytilus californianus (California mussel), 2383 nucleotides. RefSeq names its product hemicentin-1-like. Gene Ontology annotation, molecular function: cell adhesion molecule binding. Gene Ontology annotation, cellular component: cell-cell junction. The transcript has 11 exons. The record is from RefSeq and is a predicted model, not a curated record. Lineage: Eukaryota; Metazoa; Mollusca; Bivalvia; Mytilida; Mytilidae. Gene Ontology annotation, biological process: cell-cell adhesion. Bases 75 to 2243 code for a protein of 722 amino acids.